Molecule: messenger RNA, 1017 nt
Organism: Cercopithifilaria johnstoni
Lineage: Eukaryota; Metazoa; Nematoda; Chromadorea; Rhabditida; Onchocercidae
Source: the annotation of a GenBank genome assembly
AUGUAUAGAAAGAAUUCACGAAUUCUUCGAAGAUUGAGCAGAUUAUACGAUUGGCAAAUGGAUGAGUACGGUGGCUUACGUCCAGUAAUUGAAUCAAUUAAUGGAAAGAAUGAACAAUUACAAUAUUCUCAUUAUCAUCAUUUACCAUUUUCAACCGGUGAUAAGAUAAAACGUCAACAAAAUUGUGCCAAUGAUUCAUUCAUUCUGGAAACUAUUCUCAAAAGAUAUAAUCGCCAUAAAGUUCCAGGAGAUUCAGUGAUUGUUCAGGUGGAAGUUUGGGUGCAAGAAAUUACAACAAUUAGUGAUAUUACCUCUGAUUUUCAGUUGGAUAUCUACAUCAGUGAGAUGUGGUUGGAUCCAGCUUUAGAUUAUUCCUGGAUGCAACCCUGUAAAUAUAAUUUAUCGCUGAACAGUGUUUUAUUGGAGAAACUCUGGACACCGAAUUCAUGUUUUAUCAAUUCAAAAACUGCCGAUAUACAUCGAAGUCCUUUUCCAAAUAUUUUUUUAAUGAUUUAUUCUAAUGGAUCAGUAUGGACUAAUUAUAGACUCAAAUUGCAAGGACCAUGUACGAUGGAUUUAACAAGAUUUCCCUUCGACAAUGUUACAUGCUCGCUUACUUUCGAAAGCUUUAACUAUAAUACCGAUGAAGUUGAAAUGGUUUGGUCACCACUUGGUGUAUCGAAAAUGCGUGAAAAAAUGGAACUUGCUGAUUAUGAACUUACCGGUAUUGAGAAUUUUAGGAAAACAGAGCCUUAUCCUGCUGGUUUUUGGCAUGAAUUAACAAUGAUAUUUCAUUUUAAACGACGAGCUGGAUGGUAUAUUCUACAAGCUUAUCUUCCAACUUAUCUUACUAUUUGUAUAUCAUGGAUUUCAUUUGCACUUGGCUCUAAAGCAAUACCAGCUCGUACAAUGCUAGGAGUUAAUUCACUUCUUGCAAUGACUUUUCAAUUUGGUAAUAUUAUCAGAAAUUUACCACGUGUUAGCUAUGUUAAGGUUUGUUAUCAUUCACUUCAAUGA